UCUAGAAUGAAUUUACUGCUAACUUUGGUUUGCGUUUGCGCAGCGUUUACUAUAUCGCGUGCUCAGGAUACAAAGCUUGUGCAGAUAAAUCAAGGAACUAUAGUAGGAUAUAAAGCACAGGAUGCAGACUUAUUUGAAUUCUAUAGUAUACCAUAUGCAACUGCCCCUACGGGAACACAUAAAUUUAAGGCACCGCUCGAGCCACCAAAAUUUAGUGAACCUUUCUUAGCAGUAGACCGUGGUAUCGUAUGCCCACAGAAGCCAAUCCAUGUUCCAGAAGGCAAAACAAUACAAGAAGAUUGUCUUAUCGCUAAUAUUUUCGUACCUGACACAAAUGUUACUGACUUGCCUGUUAUGGUCAGUAUUCACGGAGGAGCAUUCCAGCGAGGUUUUGGAAAUUCGCGUUCACUCAAACAUCUAGUGAACAGUAAAAGAAUAAUAGCCGUGACAUUUAAUUAUCGUUUGGGUAUUCAUGGUUUUUUGUGUUUGGGAACAGAAGAUAUUCCUGGGAAUGCUGGCAUGAAAGAUCAAAUUGCAUUACUUCGGUGGGUAAAUGAAAACAUAGCAUUCUUUGGUGGAAAUCCGAAUGAUGUUACCAUCGCUGGAUGCGGUGCUGGUGGAGUAUCCUCCGACCUUCUUCAACUGUCUAAGAUUACAAAUGGCUUGUUUACAAAAUUAAUUUCUUUAAGUGGUUCUAAUGUUGGUUUAUUUAGUGUUCAACUCGACCCCGUAAAUUAUGCAAGGAAUCAAGCAAAAUUAUACAAUUUUGAAAAUGCUGAUGACUUUAAUGCGCUUGAAGAAUUUUAUAAGACCGCUUCAUAUGAACUGCUUAUGUCGGACGAUCAAGCAGAACAUAAACAUUCAGGUGUUGUUUUCUCACCUUGUAUAGAACUUGAUCUAGGUCAAGAAAGGUUUUUAGACGCCAAUCCUAUUGAUAUAUUAAAAAGUGGCGAUUAUAUUAAGUAUCCUGUUUUAUAUGGUUUUGCUGACAAAGAAGGCUUAUUUAGAAUAGAAUUUUUCGAUAGUUGGAAAGAGGAUAUGAACAAGAACUUUUCAGAAUUUCUACCCGUCGAUUUAUCUUUCAAAGAUACCGAAGAGAGGGAAAGUGUAGCCAAAGAGGUGAAAGAGUUUUACUUCGGCGACCAAUUAAUCACGGAUGAUGACGUUUUAAAAUAUGUAGAUUAUUUCACUGAUGUGAUGUUUGUUUACGGUAUUCUGAGAUCAGUUACGUUACAAGUUGAAGCUGGUAAUAGUGAACUAUAUUUACAUGAAUAUUCAGUUGUACAUGAAGACUUACCAAUAAUACCAUACGCUGAUAAUCUUAGGGGAGCUACACAUUGCGCCCAAUUACAUGCUGCCUUUGAUGAAGACGAAUCUAGUCUUUCUAAUGAAUACAGGAAUGCAAAAUCAAUUAUGAGAGAUAUCUGGAUCAAUUUUAUUACAACUGGAACUCCGACACCAGACGAGUCAUCUGUGAUUCCACGGUGGGUACCAGCUAAUGCACAACGAUCGCCUUAUAUGAGUUUUGGUGAAGAGGUGCGUCUGAUGGACUCCCUGAUACCACAGCGAGCUAAAUUUUGGGACGAUCUCUACGAACGAUAUUAUCGUAAUCCUAUACCACCGACUGAAGCUUUAAACAAUUAUUCAAUACGCAUUAAUCUAGGCAAGAUGUGGACAUGUCUAUAUUUGUUGUCGGUGGCGUGUAUAGUUUUUGUGUGUUCUGAAAAAAACGUCGAACGAGUUGUACGUACUCCUCAAGGCCCAGUUCGAGGUUAUAAAGAUUCAGAAGAUGAUAUAUUUGUGUUCUAUGGCGUACCAUAUGCCACCGCACCUACUGGACCGAGAAAGUUUACUGCACCACAUCCUCCUCCAGAGUGGCUAGAAACAUUUGAUGCAGUUGACAAAGGUGUGAUAUGUCCACAGUACAAAGAAGACUGGUUGCAAGACAAAACUAUGCAAGAAGACUGUUUGAUUGCUAAUAUAUAUGUACCAAAUACUCACAAAAAGGAUCUACCAGUAGUAGUCUAUGUACAUGGUGGUGCUUUCCAACGUGGACAUUUAGAUCGUGUUGUUCCAAAAAAGUUAGUGAACAGCCAGAAAAUCAUAGCAGUUACAUUUAAUUACCGUUUAAGCACACACGGAUUUUUAUGUCUCGGUACUGACGAUGUUCCUGGAAAUGCUGGUUUGAAGGAUCAAAUUGCACUUCUUCGGUGGGUACAAAACCAUAUUGCCAGUUAUGGUGGCAACCCAAACGAUGUCACUCUUGCUGGAUACAGUGCUGGAUCAUCCUCUGUUCAUUUACUAACAUUGUUACCAGCUGCCAAAGAUUUAUUUAAUAAAGUGAUACCAGAAAGUGGAGCUAAUAUAUCACCAUCUGCUAUGCAGUUGGAUCCUUUGAAUAAUGCGAAAAGUUAUGCAAAAUCUGUAGGUUUUGAUAAUGUUGAAGACUUUUAUGCAUUAGAAAACUUUUACAAGACUGCUUCUUAUGAUGUUUUAACAGAAAAGUCAUCUUUUAACAGAACCGACAACACUUUUGUCUUUACACCAUGCAUAGAACGGAAUACUGGACCCAAUAGUGUUCUCAUUGAUAGUCCUUAUAAUAUCAUGAAAAAGGGAAACUACAAUAAAAUUCCAUUGCUAUAUGGUUUGACUAAAAUGGAAGGAAUGUUUCGACUGCCAUUGUUUGAAACAUGGAAAGAUGCAAUGAAUGAAAAUUUCGCUGAUUUUCUUCCUGCAGAUUUGACAUUUAAAACUGACACUGAGAAAAGGGAAGUAAUAGGUCGUAUAAAACAAUUUUAUUUUAAUGGUAAACCGGUGACUGGAGAUAAUAUUUUGUCUUAUAUUGAUUAUUUUACGGACACUAUUUUCGCCUUUCCUAUUUUAAGAGCCGCAAAACUACAUGCCGAAGUGGGCCAUGAUAAAGUUUAUUUAUAUGAAUACGACUAUGUAGAUGAAUCUAUGCCAGUUAUACCGUACACGAAUAAUGUGAGAGGAGCUGAUCAUUGCAGUCAAACUUUGGCCGUGAUGGAUGGAUCUGGAUGGUUUAACGCAAACGAAACAAAUUUGUCGAAAGAAUAUUUAAAUGUGAAGGACUUGCUAAGAGAUAUAUGGAUUAACUUCAUAAUUACUGGCAAUCCUGUUUCACCCAAAUCAACAUUAUCGCAGUGGCCUUGUGUUGAUAAGAGUGGUUCACCACAUAUGUCACUCGGAAGUAUUGCAGAACUACGUGGCCCGCUCCUGCAGGAUCGCAUGGCCUUCUGGAAUAGCAUUUACGAUAAACAUUAUCGAUUGCCAUUCCCCCCACCGCCGCCACCACCACUACCACCUCCGCCUCAUACCGAAAUGUAA
Molecule: messenger RNA, 3348 nt
Organism: Diatraea saccharalis (sugarcane borer)
Lineage: Eukaryota; Metazoa; Arthropoda; Insecta; Lepidoptera; Crambidae
Source: the annotation of a GenBank genome assembly